This is a messenger RNA of Nothoprocta perdicaria, 2970 nucleotides long. It is a transcript of the gene SLC15A4, whose product is annotated as solute carrier family 15 member 4. Gene Ontology annotation, molecular function: L-histidine transmembrane transporter activity. Gene Ontology annotation, biological process: histidine transport; transmembrane transport; oligopeptide transport. NCBI's taxonomy places the organism in Eukaryota, Metazoa, Chordata, Aves, Tinamiformes, Tinamidae. The transcript has 8 exons. The coding region runs from base 1 to 1737 and encodes 578 amino acids. Gene Ontology annotation, cellular component: membrane. The record is from RefSeq and is a predicted model, not a curated record.
AUGGAGGAGGCCGAGCCGGGCGAGCGCAGCCCCUUGCUGGGCGGCAGCGGCCGGGCGGCAGCGAGCGCCUUCGAGGGGCGGCGGCUGGCGUGCGCCGCCGUGCUGCUGGCCGAGCUGCUCGAGCGCGUGGCCUUCUACGGCGUCACCUCCAACCUGGUGCUCUUCCUCAACGGGCCCCCGUACGGCUGGGAGGGCGCGCAGGCGAGCCAGGCCCUGCUGCUCUUCAUGGGCGUCACGUACCUCGUGUCGCCCUUCGGCGGCUGGCUGGCCGACGCGCUGCUCGGCAAGUUCGGUGCCAUCCUGCUCAGCAUGGCGCUCUACCUGCUCGGCAUGCUGGCCUUCCCCGUGGUGGCCGCGCCGCACACGCGGCAGGGCCUCUGCGGGGACAUCCCGCUGUCGCCCGUGGAGAACUGCUCCUCGCCGGCGGGCAACGCCACGGCGCCCUGCUCGCCGCCCGGGGCCACCCGCUACUGCGCCGCCGCCACCUUCGUGGGACUGGUCCUCGUGGGGCUGGGCGUCGGGUCGGUCAAGGCCAACAUCACCCCCUUCGGGGCCGACCAGGUCAAAGAUCGAGGUCCAGAAGCCACAAGAAGAUUUUUUAAUUGGUUUUAUUGGAGCAUUAACUUGGGAGCUAUUCUGUCUCUGGGAGGCAUUGCAUACAUUCAACAGAACGUGAGCUUUGUUAUUGGAUAUAGCAUCCCAACGAUUUGCAUUGGGAUUUCGUUCAUGGUGUUCUUAUGUGGUCAGAGUUUCUUCAUCACAAAACCACCUGACGGUAGUGCCUUCACAGACAUGUUUAAAAUUCUUGCAUAUUCUUGUUGCUCAAGAAAGAGACAUGUGGAGCGAUCAACUAAUAGUGAAGGCCAAGGAGUUCUUCAACAGCCCCGCAAGCAAAGCUUAUUUGAGAUGGCCAAGUUGUCUCGUGGAGGCCCAUUCAGAGAAGAUAAAGUAGAGGAUGUGAAAGCUCUUGUCAAGAUUAUACCUGUCUUUUUAGCUUUGAUACCUUACUGGACAGUGUAUUUCCAAAUGCAGACAACUUAUGUAUUGCAAAGUCUUCAUCUGAAAAUUCCUGAAAUAUCAAAUGACACCAAUUCUACUCAUACAUUUCCAGCUGCCUGGUUGACUAUGUUUGAUGCGGUGCUUAUCCUGAUCCUAAUACCCUUAAAGGAUAAAUUGGUAGACCCUGUUUUAAAGAGGAAUGGCUUGCUCCCAUCCUCGCUGAAGAGGAUUGCAGUUGGAAUGUUCUUUGUGAUGUGUUCUGCGUUUGCUGCAGGAAUUCUGGAAAGCAACAGACUGAAAGUUGUAAAGGUUAGAACAAUUAAUCAGACAAUUGGAAAUGUUACAUACCAUGCUGCAGAUUUGCCAAUAUGGUGGCAGAUUCCUCAAUAUGUGCUGAUUGGAUUCAGUGAAAUAUUUGCAAGUAUAGCAGGUCUAGAAUUUGCCUAUUCAGCUGCUCCCAAAUCCAUGCAGAGUGCUAUUAUGGGGCUGUUCUUUUUCUUUUCGGGGAUUGGAUCAUUUGUUGGCUCUGGACUGUUGGCUCUGGUGUCUAUUAAAGAAAUCGGCUGGAUGAGUAAUCACACAGAUUUUGGUAACAUUAACGGCUGCCAAUUAAACUACUACUUUUUUUUGUUGGCUGCCAUCCAAGGAGCCACUCUCCUGCUUUUCCUCAUUGUUUCUGUGAAAUACGAUCAUCAAAAAUCAAAGAUCAAUGAGCCGGCAGCCAACGGGAGGAUCUGAGGACUGUUCCGAACAGACUUCCUAGCAGCAGCAGCCAAGGACACGCCGCGCACGGAGCCCGCGAGAUCGUAGGUUUGCUCCAGGGAGCCUCUCUUGUUAGACUUGCACGUUACGGGCGUUCUCGCCCCUGCCCCUCUCACAUCACGUAGGUAAGUGCCUUAUGUUGGCGGGGCUCGUUUCUUGCACUACGUCCGGGCAGGACAAACACCAGUCUUGGAAGCGUAUUAACUAUAGACAUUCAGGUUGCUCUUUGUUAAUCCCAGGAUGUUUACUUAGCUCUUAAAAAUUGGGACGUUUGCACUUGGAGUGUAACAAGGCACUGCUAAUCAGAGAAAACUUCUGUAAUGUGGAUGGCYCCCCAGCUGAAAAUCUCCCAAGUGAAGAGCUGUGGAUCUAGAUAACUGCCCAACGGUUUCAAGCUCACAUUGGAGACUCGUAGGAAAGAAACGAUUUUGCAAGAAGUUCAAACAGCGGUUAAAAAAAUAAAUCGUAUAUCCUGGAAGUCAUUUUUGGGGGAGAAAGAGGGUCAAAUUAAAUUGUAGAUUAGCUCCAAUGUAAAAAGGAAUGUAGUUUAUAAUUGAUGUUCCCCGGAAGUAUUUCAAGGAUUGAAGUCCACAGUUGCAAUCAAGAGUAUCCAGCGUGGAAGACUGAACUACAAGUUGCAGUAGCUUGACACAGAGCAGCUUUUAGUGCACAAUAAGCAGUUGUUGGGACUGAAAUAGUUUUGCUUCACAAAUGUUUUUAAUUUAGGRUCAGCAUUAGAUGCAUCAGGCCAAUAUGGAAACAUACAUUUUGUAACUAAGUGUAUGUCCAGUCUAAUGCUGUUGCCUCCAUGAAGAAUAUUUUAACUAUUUGCAAAACUCAGGUGGCUUUCUCAGCAGCUGAAUGCAUCAUCAGUUCAGAAGCCUCUUAGCCAGCUCCUGCAGUCCUCUGUCUCGGUUCUAGCUAACGUGCUACAGGGCUCAUAACUUUCAGCAACACAUUCCUAUAGCAAAUGGCUUUACAUUCAGCCUCUUAACUUUAAUGAUUCUAACAGUUGUAUUUCAGAGUGUGUGCAGAGCAGUAUGGAAAGCAAUAUUUGCGAGGAAUUAUGCRGAAAGAAAAUGAAAUCUCAACUUUUUAUUAAUGUACUGAAUUUUUAUAGUUUCUUUUGUCUGUGUUUAAGUUGUUAAAAUGCCUUUUUUUGUAUGUGGACAUCUUUGUAAUGAGUUUACAAAAUAAAAUGAACUUCCA